CGCGGUGAGCCGUGCAUCAACCGUUAUUCAACCUACACCGUUUCGGACUACUAUGGCGCAAUGCAGAUGUACGCCACUCUACGAGCAACCAGAGUCGGAUGUGGAAAAUACCUGGGCCAUGCACAGGGUAACUGUGCUCAACGAUCUGAGGAAAUGGGAAUCUGAGCUUAUUGAGAAAAGUGACAUUCAGAAGACUAGUUACCCACAUUGGCCGACUACAUCGUGUAAAAAAGGUGUGAACCUCUAUCAUCCUUCAAUUGCUUUAUUUGAGAAGAGACGGAAUUUGGCAGAGCGUUUUGCUUUCAAAACCGAUGUUGCCUACAGCCGUGAUGCUUUAACAUGCCUUCCGUUACAGGUCGUCAAACCCAAUCCGCUGUUCCGACCCCACGGCACGCUUCAGCCAACUUACUAUGAGCCUCGCCUCAUUGAUCGUUAUCAAACGAGUGGAAGCCAGUGUCUCUCCAAGUAUGCAUUGCCGCAAAAGCACCAACAUGUUCCUCGGAAGGAGGAUGCUAUAUAUAAUACCCGAUACAAGACUCAACCCUGUUUGCACUAUCGGAGAAACAGGCUAUGUCCGUUGGGAGAAAACUGUCAUUUUGCCCACGGCCCUGAGGAAUUGUUACACCCACAAGCUCACCCGAAAUAUCGCACUAGGAUGUGCGCCAACUUUGUACGCGCUGGUUUUUGCCCAUUUGACAGUAAAUGUUACUUCCUGCACUCCAACACCCUGGCAUCUCAACCGACGAAUGCGUCAUUCACCGCCUUGAAUGAGUAUCAAACGGUUAUUUACAAGCAGAUUUGCAGUACGUGACUCCGAGAUCGGAUUUUCUGUUUAAUAUUUUUUCACGCAGAAUACUUUUGUUACUUUUUACUAUCUCGUACUGAUAUGGCUGAGGCCUGUUAUUCGUUUUGCUGCAUUGGUUGAUUACCGGACUUUUUUCUACUUGUGUUUAUUAAGUACGGAUUCUGCAACUUG
This is a messenger RNA of Dicrocoelium dendriticum, 976 nucleotides long. The record is from the annotation of a GenBank genome assembly. NCBI's taxonomy places the organism in Eukaryota, Metazoa, Platyhelminthes, Trematoda, Plagiorchiida, Dicrocoeliidae.